Molecule: messenger RNA, 2156 nt
Organism: Histoplasma capsulatum G186AR
Lineage: Eukaryota; Fungi; Ascomycota; Eurotiomycetes; Onygenales; Ajellomycetaceae
Product: glutamate decarboxylase
Exons: 5
Coding region: 214-1770 (518 amino acids)
Biological process (GO): L-glutamate catabolic process
Cellular component (GO): cytosol
Molecular function (GO): pyridoxal phosphate binding; glutamate decarboxylase activity
Source: RefSeq, a predicted model, not a curated record
GGCAGUCUGAGAAGAUCAUUGCAGGGCUUCGUCCAAGCGUUUUAUAUUACUUGGCCCGCCUCGCUCACUUCUAAAGUUGCUUCUGUCGGCUUAACACUGAUACUAUUUUGGUACCUGAUUUCCAGAGAAAUAGUUUCCCAUUUCCCCGCCAAGAUCGCACCUUUACCGCCAGAGUAGUUCUUACCGCCAUUAAAACCCCUACUAUCGGCCACUAUGGUCCAUCUCGCAGCAAUUCGAAAGGAAUCGGCAGCCUUGCCGAUUCGACCAAUCCAGCGUAUCGAAACUAUUCCGCUCGAGGAGCCUCAGGAACAUGAUUUUUAUUCCAGCGUCUAUGGCUCUCGGUUCGCGGCAGAGGACUUGCCUACGUUGGAGAUGCCAGAGAAAGAGAUGCCCAAGGAGGUGGCAUAUAGAAUGAUCAGGGACGAAUUGAGUUUGGAUGGGAAUCCGAUGUUGAACUUGGCAAGCUUCGUUACCACCUACAUGGAGGAAGAGGCGGAGAAGCUCAUGACCGAAUCGUUCAGCAAAAACUUCAUCGAUUAUGAGGAAUAUCCACAGUCUGCAGAGAUCCAGAACCGCUGCGUGAAUAUGAUCGCCCGCAUGUUCAAUGCUCCUGGAGAGGAUUCUCCAGAACAUGCGAUGGGGACAUCAUGUAUCGGUUCUUCGGAGGCUAUAAUGCUAGGCACACUUGCAAUGAAAAAGCGCUGGCAAAACAAGCGAAAAGCAGAGGGAAAGGAUUACUCACGCCCCAAUAUCGUCAUGAGCAGCGCCGUUCAGGUCUGUUGGGAAAAGGCAGCUAGAUAUUUCGAAGUUGAGGAGAAAUUUGUCUAUUGCACGACCGAAAGAUACGUCAUCGACCCGGAGGAAGCUGUAAACCUCGUGGAUGAAAAUACCAUUGGCAUUUGUGCAAUUUUAGGUACUACUUACACCGGCCAGUAUGAGGAUGUCCAAGCAAUCAAUGAUCUUCUUGUCGAACGUGGCAUCGAUUGCCCCAUCCACGUUGAUGCUGCCAGCGGUGGAUUUGUUGCUCCCUUUGUAAACCCGAACUUGGAAUGGGAUUUCAGACUAUGUGGUGGAAUUCCUCUAUUAAUGUCUCCGGACACAAGUACGGCCUUGUAUGUUUACCCUGGUGUUGGAUGGGUGGUCUGGCGUUCUCCGGAAUAUCUCCCUAAGGAGCUCGUUUUCAACAUCAACUACCUCGGCGCUGAUCAAGCUAGCUUCACCCUUAAUUUCUCCAAAGGUGCUUCGCAAGUCAUUGGUCAAUAUUACCAAAUGAUCCGCUUGGGAAAACGAGGCUACCGCUCCAUAAUGAUCAACCUUACACGCACCGCUGAUUAUCUCGGAGCUGCCCUGAAGGAACUGGGGUUCAUUCUCAUGAGCGAUGGUCGCGGGCAUGGCUUGCCCCUUGUUGCCUUCCGCCUUUCAUCCAAGCAGGGCUUUGAGUUCGAUGAGUUUGCGCUUGCACAUCAGCUUCGGGAACGUGGCUGGGUGGUACCUGCGUAUACUAUGGCGCCACAUAGCGAGCAGUUGAAACUCAUGCGAGUUGUUGUUCGAGAGGAUUUCAGUAGAAGCCGCUGCGACCUGUUAGUCGCGGAUAUUAAGCUUGCGUUGACACACCUGAGCGAGAUGGAUCGGAAGGCCAUGGACAAAUAUAAGCUCCAUGUGCGCCAACACGUUUCCAAUGUCGGCAAAGCCACCCAUAAUCCCCCGAUUUACAAGGAUGAUGAUCACUCGCUGCAAGGAAAGACCGGGAAAACUCACGCCAUCUGCUAAAUCAAAAAUUUGACGAUGGCUUCGCGAUGCCCAGCAGCAUGGGCUUUUGCAUGCUUGAAACACCGUACACGUCGUUCGUUCUUUUUCCACUUAGGAGUUAAUUGCCCCUGGUUAUCCCCAGGGUCCGAACAACCCCAUGCGUAGAUAAGUAUCGUAUCUUGGAUACAAGGACUGGUUAGAGUGUAGGGCUGCUCUUUAUUUCGCUAAAGCAAGGAUAUGAGAGAGAGAGGUUGAAUCUGGCGGGGGAGGUGUGAUGCAAGGAUAUCUCCCUAGCCAUAUAUGCAGACGUGUCUCCCACACCUGGCGGAAACCAAUCUUUCUUUUUUGCGGCUGGGAUGGGUUGCAGUCAGCAUUCUAGUUUCUCAAACCUGCGUCCCUAGCUCCAU